GCAGGAGGGCCUACCAUGGGCAGAACGACUUCUACAAACUUGCAUCGUACACUCAAAACCAUAACCCUGGCCUGCAGCUUUCUGCUGGGAUUGGGCGACAGCUGCUACAACACUCAGAUGCUGAGCAUUCUGGGAUCACUCUACCCCGAUAACAGCGCCCCGGCCUUUGCCGUCUUCAAGUUUGUGCAGUCCGUCAGCGCGGCCGUGGCCUUCUUCUACAGCAACUACCUCCUCCUGCACUGGCAGCUUUUAAUCCUGGUAAUAUUCGGCUUCUUUGGCACCAUCUCUUUUUUCUUUGUUGAAUGGGGACUGACACGGAGAUCCCAGUAUAACAGCAUGUAAUGCUAACCGUGGCACGCCUGCCUGCCAUCCAUAGCAACUCGUUCUGUGCCACUUGCAGGGCAAAUCCCUGGCAUUAAGUUGUGACAUUUUUAUAUGCGGCACCACAGUCAUGCAGUGCAAGUGUGACAGCUUUCACUAGCCAUUGCACAAUUUUCUUUCAUACACACCGGGCCGUUAUUUACAGCUCCAUUCCAGGCCUAAAAUUAAUUCUGGUGCCAAAGAAGCGGCCAGUUCUACAAAACACUCCAGUUGCCAGGGAUUCUCGGCAGCAUUCCCAAGUGCUUGAUAAGGCGUCCCCUGGAUUAUUGCUGACUUUGUUACUCUCAGGGCUGUGUAGGAACCAGUGCUUAGUUUUGUUUUAGAAUUUUAUUUUAUGUUUCAGUGCGCGAGUGGGCAAUGCUCUGAAGACAGGGUUAUUAUAGUUUUAGCAGUUGUAUAUAAUAGGUAUAGCCACGGUUAUGGUGACUUCCAAUAACCAAAUUAUGUUUCCAGAGACAAUUCCCUUUACGCUUGUUUUGUUUUAUAAUUCUCUUUUAUGAACAUUUAUCAUCUUUUCAAACCUCCUGCUGCUAAGGGGGUAAAAUCAGUACUUGACAAAACAAACUUGAUACCGGUUUACUUCUUUGAGCCCCUCACUAUAUUCCACUACUUUAAAGUAAAAUGUACCAGCUAUGCGGAUAUAGCAUGUGUUUCUCUGGAAGAGGCAGCCUCUUGUUAUUAUGUCCCAGAGGAAGGAAGCCUUCCUUAGAAAGAGAAGUUUGUUAAUAAAACAAUAUUUAUAUAUACAGUAUAUAGGCUGCAUUUUGGUCUCAUUGAUAAUCAUUGACAGGUACCCAAACCUGGAAGAGGGUGACAGUCAUAAGUAUGUAAAGUAUGUUUAAAAUUGUCCAAUGAGUUUGUGUGUCAUUAAAACAACGUAAUUGUAACAAGCAUAACGGAAAGGUAUCCAGACAUAAUCUGCACUUGAUAGAUAUUAACCUUCUUACUAAUUCAUAUUAAACAUUCUAAGGAAUUCAUCCCGAAUCCGCUCAGUGGGGAUAAGGCAGAGACAGAACUUAGGGGUAGGCAGAAGGGGCCAGGGGUUAGAGACCUGCAUCGAUUGGGUACCCAAAGAAUUCCUGCAAAGUGGUCAUGUUGUGGGCAGAAAGUCCCCAGUUCCCUGAGCGUGCCGGCAGUCCAUGAAAAUACCCUGUCUGGGUAAAUGGGACACAGUAAUCACGUUUGGAUCAUGAUCCUGUCACUUUCUGGGUUGUAGCAAGUUAACCCAUUGUGGGUAGGGUUAUUGUAGGUUUGACAGGUAGUGUUGUGGGUCCGGCUCAAACACGAGAUGGGGGUGGUGAGUUAGCGCUGAGCCGUUUUUUUCCUGCACUGUCUGUUACUAUCAAAAGUUUCCCUGGUAUAAAAUGCAAAGUGGCACAGCGGGGGUUAGCAGGUGCCAUCUCUUGCUACUUUGGAUUCUCUUCUCUCAGAUCAGGUGCCAUCUCUUGUCGCCUGGCGGCGAUGCUCAGGCUGCAAUCUACCGUAAGUGCUGCCCUUGCACAGAGUGUUGUUGGGAAAUCACCGCUAAUGUAACAUCAUUCAGAGGGAUCAGCUUGAUGAUGUAUAUCAAAUGUAAUAACAGUCUCAUUCAUUAUAUGCCUCCCCCCCCAUUCACUGCAAAUGUGUAUUACUAUGCUAAAUCACUCUAUGUACGUUUGACUUGCGCCAAAACUACUGUGUAUUUCCGUUGCCCCCUCUUCUCCCUUCCUUCUCCUCUUUCUUUAUGUUAUAUUAAAAUAAUAAAAAUAAUACUUUAAAA
Xenopus tropicalis (tropical clawed frog) is the source of this 2140-nucleotide messenger RNA. Its product is annotated as UNC93-like protein MFSD11. Gene Ontology annotation, cellular component: membrane. The record is from RefSeq and is a predicted model, not a curated record. The coding region runs from base 16 to 342 and encodes 108 amino acids. Lineage: Eukaryota; Metazoa; Chordata; Amphibia; Anura; Pipidae. The transcript is spliced from 3 exons.